Messenger RNA from Racocetra fulgida, 1374 nucleotides. Lineage: Eukaryota; Fungi; Glomeromycota; Glomeromycetes; Diversisporales; Gigasporaceae. The record is from the annotation of a GenBank genome assembly.
GAUGCCACUGAAUCAGAAUUCCAACCUCAUGAUCUUAUUAAAAAACUUAAAAAGUGGACAACUGAUUCAUCCGCGUUUAAAUAUUAUAGCAUUGAAGCUAUUUCUGAACUAGAAUUACACAUUCGCACCUUAGUUGCUCUCAUAGAAGUAAUUUGCAAAAGUGAAAUUCGAAUUCGACAUGAUUUGAGAGAAAAAAUUUAUGCUCAGUUAGGAAAAUUUGCUGAGAUACACUUUCGAUCAACUGAAGUUAAUGAAGAAGGUUUUAAUAAAGUUUUUAAAUCAAAAUUUGAAGAUUUUAAUCCACAUUCAAAUGACAGAAUUUCACAUGGUGCAGAUUUACCUAUAGACAAUGGUGUAGAAUUACUGUUUAAAUGUUUACAAGAAGCCUUUAAUUGGAAGUAUCCAAUCUCUUCGUGGUAUUAUGGAUGGAGAACACUACUUGAACUACACUUUAAUAUUCAAAAUUUUCUUCAAGAAUGUUCACUUUCUUUAAAAUAUGGUGAAAGUUUGUUACUUGAAUGCUUAUGGCAUUGUGUAUCAAAAAGUUGGUCAAAUCCAAUAUCUCAAUCAGAGAAUUUUAUAAAACAGAAGCAUUUUAUUAACAAUCUUUUAGGUAAUGAACCACUUGCAUUUCCACAUUCCUUAUGGUUUGGAGCUCUUGAUAUUACACAAGAUUUAAUUGCAAAAACUCAAAGAGAUUCAACCUUAGGUAUUUGUUAUUAUUUAGCAUUAGAAUCUUUACAAAAAUCACCAUCAUCUUUUAUUCGUUUCAAGGCCACAGAAGUUUUAAUUAAAUUAUCAAAAAGAAAUACACUACUUUACAACAUUAUUAAAAAUGAUUUUAAAGAUUAUAAAUAUUCUUUAGAUUCAAUAGAAGGGUUAAAGUCACAUCAUAUGAUUGAAGCAAUUCAUGUAAAAGUUUCACAAGAUGAAAAAUUAGUAGACACUAACAAAAAUAAUAUAAGUAGCUUAAUGGGUAAAGGAAAGGCUAUCACAACAUAUAACUUAACUUCAAGUGAUAAUUUGAUUUCAGAAAUUGUCACUACAGAGUUUUCUUGUCCAGUAACUUAUCAAAUUCCAAAAAGCUUUCAAAUUUUACCCUGUGAACAUUUAAUUAGUCCUGAGGCAUUGCGAAAAAUUAUUAAUAAAACAUCACAACCAACUUAUGAUAAUAAUAAUGUUGCUCAAGAUCACAAUAAAAAUACUUCUGAUAAAAGUAGUGAUGAAGAAGAAAUUAAUAUCUCUAAACUCAAAUCUCGACAAAAAUUUAUGAUAUCUGAUUCAACACUUGUAAUGGCUAUUAAUGCGCUUACAGAAAUUCUUGAAGAAUAUCCCACAAGCUAUUCAUUAAAAUGUUAUCGGGCCAAAGCUUGA